This is a messenger RNA of Elaeis guineensis (African oil palm), 1430 nucleotides long. RefSeq names its product 1-aminocyclopropane-1-carboxylate oxidase. The record is from RefSeq and is a predicted model, not a curated record. Lineage: Eukaryota; Viridiplantae; Streptophyta; Magnoliopsida; Arecales; Arecaceae.
GGUAAGACAGAGCAGGCCAUUUCAUUAUUCUGGAUUCUAACUUUCGCAAAACUGAUCCAUCCUGGUGCACUAUAAAAGGCAAACCUCCCUCCCAAUUCCAUUCACAUCAGAACAUCGAGAGACUUGCUAAGCUUGCCGUAAAGCUUCUCAGCUCUGAUCUUCUCUACCAUUGCUAUCAGACAUGGCAAUUCCAGUCAUCGACUUCUCAAAGUUGGAUGGCAAAGAAAGGGCUGAAACUUUGGCUAAGAUCGCCAAUGGAUGCGAAGAAUGGGGAUUCUUUCAGCUUGUGAACCAUGGGAUUCCAGUGGAGCUUCUCGAACGCGUGAAGAAGGUCAGCUCUGAAUGUUACAAACUGAGAGCUGAAGCCUUCAGGAAAUCCAAUCCUGUCCGUUUGUUGAACAGAUUGGUGGAUCAAGAAGGCGAGGAGAUUGGUAAUGUUGAGCGGUUGGACAAUGUGGAUUGGGAGGAUGUGUUUAUUCUCCAAGAUGACAAUGAAUGGCCGUCCACACCCCCAGAGUUCAAGGAAACCAUGAAGGAGUACAGGAGAGAGCUCAGGAAACUGGCAGAGAAACUAAUGGAAAUAAUGGAUGAAAACUUGGGUUUAGAGAAGGGCCGCAUAAAGAAUGCUUUCUCUGGCAAUGGCGAACAUGAGCCUUUCUUCGGGACCAAGGUGAGCCACUAUCCACCCUGCCCUCGUCUCGACCUGGUUCAAGGCCUUCGUGCCCACACCGAUGCCGGCGGUGUCAUCCUGCUUUUCCAAGAUGACAAAGUGGGCGGACUCCAGAUACUUAAAGAUGGCCGGUGGAUCGAUGUCCAGCCUGUAGCCAAUGCCAUUGUGAUCAACACCGGAGAUCAGAUAGAGGUGCUCAGCAAUGGACGAUACAAGAGCGCGUGGCACCGUGUGCUCGCCACCAGCAACAGUAACCGCCGCUCCAUUGCGUCCUUCUACAACCCCUCCCUCAAGGCCACCAUAGCUCCAGCAACCACUGGAGAAGAGGCUCAACCUUUGUACCCCAAGUUUGUGUUUGGGGACUACAUGGAUGUGUAUGUCAAGCAGAAGUUUCAGCCCAAGGAGCCAAGGUUUGAAGCAGUGGUGGCCUUGCGAAGGCAAAGCAGAAGCUAGAAAUGAACAUGAGAAACAAGGUUGCAUGGAUUUAGUUUUUUUUCAGCCUGUGAAAGAACAUGGAUUUAAUUUUCUUCAACCUAUACAAGAACAUGGAUUUAAAUUUUUUUUCGACCAAUGUAAGCGUCAGUGUUGAGUCCUACAGUGAGAAGUCCUGCUUUGGUUCGCACGGUAGCUCGACCAAUCAUAAAACUCUGUUAUUUUUGAGUGAUCAGUGGUGGCUUUGUGCCCUCGACAUCAUGGGCUGAUUAAGUCGUAACUUAUUUUUACCAUGUAAUUCUUUCUGGAUAAAUAGUUCAUUUACCAU